AUGCCUCCACGUGACCUGAUGCCUUCACGUGACCUGGUGCCUCCACGUGACCUGGUGCCUCCACGUAACCUGGUGCCUCCGUGUGACCUGGUGCCUCCGUGUGACCUGGUGCCUCCGUGUGACCUGGUGCCUCCACGUGACCUGGUGCCUCCACGUGACCUGGUGCCUCCGUGUGACCUGGUGCCUCCGUGUGACCUGGUGCCUCCGUGUGACCUGGUGCCUCCACGUGACCUGGUGCCUCCACGUGACCUGGUGUCUCCACGUGACUUGGUGCGCCCGUGUGACCUGGGGCCUCCACAUGACCUGGUGCAUCCGUGUGACCUGGUGCCUCCGUGUGACCUGGUGCCUCCGUGUGACCUGGUGCCUCCGUGUGACCUCGUGCCUCCACACCUGGUGCCUCCACGUGACCUGGUGCCUCCACGUGACCUGGUGCCUCCACGUGACCUGGUGCCUCCACGUGACUUGGUGCCUCCACGUGACUUGGUGCCCCCGUGUGACCUGGUGCCUCCACGUGACCUGGUGCCUCCACGUGACCUGGUGCCUCCACGUGACCUGGUGCCUCCACGUGACCUGGUGCCUCCGUGUGACCUGGUGCCUCCGUGUGACCUGGUGCCCCCGUGUGACCUGGUGCCUCCGUGUGACCUGGUGCCUCCACGUGUCCUGGUGCCUCCACGUGACCUGGUGCCUCCGUGUGACCUGGGGCCUCUACGUGACCUGGUGCCUCCGUGUGACCUGGUGCCUCCACGUGACUUAGUGCCUCCGUGUGACCUGGAGCCUCCACGUGACUUAGUGCCUCCGUGUGACCUAGUGCCUCCACGUGACUUAGUGCCUCCGUGUGACCUAGUGCCCCCGUGUGACCUGGGGCCUCCGUGUGACCUGGUGUCUCCGUGUGACCUGGUGCCUCCGUGUGACCUGGUGUCUCCGUGUGACCUGGUGCCUCCACGGGACCUGGUGCCUCCACGUGACCUGGUGCCUCCACGUGACCUGGUGCCUCCACGUGACCUGGUGCCUCCACGUGACCUGGUGUCUCCGUGUGACCUGGUGCCUCCACGUGACUUAGUGCCUCCGUGUGACCUGGUGCCUCCACGUGACCUGGUGCCUCCACGUGACCUGGUGCCUCCACGUUACCUGGGGCCUCCACGUGACCUGGUGCCUCCACGUGACCUGGUGUCUCCGUGUGACCUGGUGCCUCCACGUGACUUAGUGCCUCCGUGUGACCUGGAGCCUCCGUGUGACCUGGUGCCUCCGUGUGACCUGGUGCCUCCACGUGACCUGGUGCCUCCACGUGACCUGGUGCCUCCACGUGACCCGGUGCCUCCACGUGACUUGGUGCCCCCGUGUGACCUGGGGCCUCCACAUGACCUGGUGCAUCCGUACCUGGUGCCUCCACGUGACCUGGUGCCUCCACGUGACCUGGUGCCUCCACGUGACCUGGUGCCUCCACGUGACCUGGUGCCUCCACGUGACUUGGUGCCUCCACGUGACUUGGUGCCCCCGUGUGACCUGGUGCCUCCACGUGACCUGGUGCCUCCACGUGACCUGGUGCCUCCACGUGACCUGGUGCCUCCACGUAACCUGGUGCCCCCGUGUGACCUGGUGCCUCCACGUGACCUGGAGCCUCCACGUGACCUGGUGCCUCCACGUGACCUGGUGCCUCCGUGUGACCUGGUGCCUCCGUGUGACCUGGUGCCCCCGUGUGACCUGGUGCCUCCGUGUGACCUGGUGCCUCCACGUGUCCUGGUGCCUCCACGUGUCCUGGUGCCUCCGUGUGACCUGGUGCCUCUACGUGACCUGGUGCCUUUGUGUGACCUGGUGCCCCCGUGUGACCUGGUGCCCCCGUGUGACCUGAUUCCACGUGACCUGGUGAUUCCACGUGACCUGGUGCCCCCGUGUGACCUGGUGCCUCCGUGUGACCUGGUGCCUCCACGUAACCUGGUGCCCCCGUGUGACCUGGUGCCUCCACGUGACCUGGUGCCUCCACGUGACCUGGUGCCUCCACGUGACCUGGUUCCUCCGUGUGACCUGGUGUCUCCCUGUGACCUGGUGCCUCCGUGUGACCUGGUGCCUCCGUGUGACCUAGUGCCUCCACGUGACCUGGUGCCUCCACGUGACCUGGUGCCUCCGUGUGACCUGGUGCCUCCACGUGACCUGGUGCCUCCACGUGACCUGGUGCCUCCACGUGACCUGGUGCCUCCACGUGACCUGGUGUCUCCGUGUGACCUGGUGCCUCCACGUGAAUUAGUGCCUCCGUGUGACCUGGAGCCUCCGUGUGACCUGGAGCCUUCGUGUGACCUGGUGCCUCCACGUGACCUGGUGCCUCCACGUGACCUGGUGCCUCCACGUGACCUGGGGCCUCCACGUGACCUGGUGCCUCCACGUGACCUGGUGUCUCCGUGUGACCUGGUGCCUCCACGUGACUUAGUGCCUCCGUGUGACCUGGAGCCUCCGUGUGACCUGGUGCCUCCGUGUGACCUGGUGCCUCCGUGUGACCUGGUGCCUCCGUGUGACCUGGUGCCUCCACGUGACCUGGUGCCUCCGUGUGACCUAGUGCCCCCGUGUGACCUGGGGCCUCCACGUGACCUGGGGCCUCCACGUGACCUGGUGCCUCCACGUGACCUGGUGUCUCCACGUGACCUGGUGCCCCCCGUUUGA
This is a messenger RNA of Procambarus clarkii (red swamp crayfish), 2652 nucleotides long. RefSeq lists its product as uncharacterized. The record is from RefSeq and is a predicted model, not a curated record. Lineage: Eukaryota; Metazoa; Arthropoda; Malacostraca; Decapoda; Cambaridae.